Molecule: messenger RNA, 1132 nt
Organism: Cuscuta campestris
Lineage: Eukaryota; Viridiplantae; Streptophyta; Magnoliopsida; Solanales; Convolvulaceae
Source: the annotation of a GenBank genome assembly
UGCGCUAGCAGGCCACCACAAAGGCAUUGCCGAUGGAGAACCUGCCGGAAACAUUUUACGUGGACCCCACAUGGGGAACGCCGCCGAUAACCACCGCAUUCGCCGCCGCACGCCUGUCGGAGCCCUCGCCGGAGGAACUGUUGCUCCUGCUUCACCGCCCUUCUCGCCGUGAGGAUGCCUUGUCGGUUCUCGUUACGAAGCGAGAAACAUGGGAGGAUCUACCUUUGUUGCUGUGGAAUUCAUUCAACACGGUAUUUAUACUACUACAGGAAGUGAUGUCAGCAUACAAGAAGUUAGCUCCCUCAAAGAUGACCGCCAGAGAGUCUACCCGUGUUUGCAAUGCCAUUGCACUAUUUCAGUGCAUAGCUAGUCACCCGCAGACAAGGAUGGAAUUUGUCAAAGCUAAGAUAACAUUUUAUCUUCACCCAUUUCUUGCAAUAACUGCCAAUGGCGAUAAGCCUCUAGAGUUGUUGAGGCUUACUAGUUUAGGUGUAUUUGGCGCCCUAGUGAAGUCUGAGGAUGGAGAUGGGAAACAAAUUGUCCAUUUUCUUCUAAAAUCUGAGGUCUUCCCCAUGUGCCUACGUUGCAUGGAUCUUGGUGAUGAACUUACUCAAACUGUUUCAGCACUGGUGAUUGUGAAGAUAGUGAUGGAAGAGGAGGGGCUGAGGUACUGCAGCGGGUACGGGGACCGGUUCUUCUCAUUGGUGCAAGUAUUGGGACGAGUUGUGGAAAAACUCCCUGAGAGGCGUCCCAGUUUGUGCUUAUUGAGACUCCUCAUUCGCUGUUACCUGAGGCUCUCCCAGGCUCCAAGGGCAACGGAUGCCUUCAAGAACUGUAUCCCUGCAAGAAUGACCCAGGAGAAAUUCAUCAACUUUCUUCGUGAAGAUCCACAGAGUGCAAGGAUGCUGCAACAGCUAUUCCUCAAUGUCACAACCCGCCAGAUCGAAUAGACAAAAAAGAAAGGCCGCUUGCAUUGAACUAUAUAUAAUAUCUAAGGCUUGCUUUAUUCUAUGUUGUGGGUGGUGUUUUACCAUGAUGGAAUGCCAUGCAGACUGUUUUCAGUUAAGGGAUUUAUGGUGUAUUGUAACAUUAAACAUUGUAUUAUCCUAUGUAAUGAAAUCAUAAGGUUGAG